Molecule: messenger RNA, 1008 nt
Organism: Microsporum canis CBS 113480
Lineage: Eukaryota; Fungi; Ascomycota; Eurotiomycetes; Onygenales; Arthrodermataceae
Product: thiazole biosynthetic enzyme
Exons: 2
Coding region: 1-1008 (335 amino acids)
Biological process (GO): thiamine biosynthetic process
Source: RefSeq, a predicted model, not a curated record
AUGGCUCCUCCACCAACUGCAACCCUCACUGAGACUGUGGCCUCUGUUGGCAAUGUCGUGAGAGACAACUUCGCCGGUGAGGGUAACACCUUGGCCCAGUCUAACUCUGGCUCCGGCUAUGCUCUCCUGGACGAUUUUGCCGGCAAGUGGGAGGACUUCAAGUUUGCUCCCAUCCGUGAGAGCCAGGUCUCCCGUGCCAUGACCAGCCGCUACUUCAAGGACAUGGACACCUACGCUGAGAGUGACAUCGUCAUCGUUGGUGCCGGCUCCUGCGGCCUGAGCACCGCCUAUGUCCUCGGCAAGGCCCGUCCUGACCUGAAGAUUGCUCUCAUCGAAGCCUCCGUCUCUCCUGGCGGUGGUGCCUGGCUCGGUGGCCAGCUCUUCUCGGCCAUGGUCCUGAGGAAGCCUGCCCACCGCUUCCUCGACGACCUGGGUGUCCCGUACGAGGAGGAUGCCAGCAACUCCAACCUCGUCGUCAUCAAGCACGCCGCCCUCUUCACCUCUACCCUUCUCUCCAAGGUCCUCUCUUUCCCCAACAUCAAGCUCUUCAACGCUACCUGCGUCGAGGACCUCAUCACCCGCCCCCGCGCCUCUGAGGCCUCUGGCUUCCAGAUUGCCGGUGUCGUCACCAACUGGACCCUGGUCACCCAGCACCACGACGAUCAUUCCUGCAUGGACCCCAACACCAUCAACGCUCCUCUGAUCAUCAGCACCACCGGCCACGAUGGCCCAUUCGGAGCUUUCUGCGCCAAGCGUCUUGUCUCCAUGUCUGCUCUCGAGAAGCUUGGUGGCAUGAAGGGUCUGGACAUGAAUUCUGCCGAGGAGGCCAUCGUCAAGAACACCCGUGAAGUCACCAAGGGCUUGAUCAUCGGUGGAAUGGAACUCUCGGAGAUCGAUGGAUGGCACCGUAUGGGCCCCAUUUUCUCCGCCAUGAUGCUCAGUGGUCUCAAGGCGGCCGAGGUUGCCCUCGAGGUCUUUGAGGAGAGAAAGAAGGAGUGCUCCGCAUAA